AUGAGUGCGAAUUCUGAUAUUAUUCGUGUUGUUCUAUAUUUUAACGGUAGGAAAGAAGAAGGUCGUUGUUGUGUCAUUUUUGUAGGGGAGAAAAGGCCAUCACCUAUUAAACGAAACUCAACGGUUGCUGAGCUGCAUCAGAAAAUACGUCAAAAAUUAUGUCUUCAAGACAACCAAAUGAUCACUCUUGUCACAGCAAGAUUAUGGCAAUGUGAACAAUACAUUAGCUUGCAAGUGGUCGAUGACGAAGACAUCGAUAUGGUAAUGGAAGAGUUCUUGAACCAGUGUAGAAAGGAUUUCUUAGAGUUGUAUGUGGAUACUACAACCGCGGAGGAAGUUGUCAUACCAAUGAGGUUAGUUAGGUUUACUUCUCCUUUUAAUGAAUCAUCAUCUGCUGUUCCUGCUGUUAACAUGUUUGAGGAAGAUGAACAUGACCCUACUUGGGUUAUGGAUGAGGAGUAUGACGAAGAUGAUGAGGAAAAUAUUGCAAUGGAGGAUCGUCUUCUUUUAGAGGAUGCGAGUGCAUCGGACAAUGACGAAGAAUGUGGCAGGUCUGGUACUGAACUUCAACCAUUGCAUGAUUUGGGGGAGUCUCGUAUCGUUGUACAUCAUGGCACAACAUCGAGUCAAGUACCAGAACAUCCUGAAGAGGCUCAGAUGGCAAUCAAGCGCUACCUCAUGAAGGAGCAUCAAGAAGCAAUUGUGGUUGAGAGCACUCCCACAAAAUUAAGCAUGAAAUGUUGUGCACACGUCCAAGGUUGCCCGUGGAGGGUCAGGGUAAUCAAACCAACGUACGGUGAAAAUUGGAAGGUAAAGAAAUGGGGUGGGAAGCACAAUUGCUUGAAUGACCAUCUUUCUCAAGAUCAUCGACAACUUGAUUUUGACGUUAUUGCAGCACUUGUAGUAGAGAUGAUAAAAAACGAAUCUUUAGUGGCCAUUUCGCUCGUUCAGGAGAGGAUAACUCAUUCAUAUGGAUUCAAAGUUUCAUAUCGAAAGGCAUGGUAUGCGAAGCAGAAAGCAAUGGCAAUGUUAUAUGGUGAUUGGGAGGAAUCCUAUGCAUUUUUACCCAACUGGUGUGAAUAUAUGCUUCCUUUUCACCAGGUUCCUUUUACAAUAUUCAAACAAAGAAUUGUUUUGUUGGGGGGCAGUUGGUUACCGUUUGUUCGUUGUUUCUGGACUUUCAGACAAUGUUGUGAGGCAUUUAAAUUUUGCAAACCAAUGAUACAAAUUGAUGGCACUCAUCUAUACGGAAAAUAUAAGGGAAAGUUAUUGAUUGCCACAGCUCAAGAUGGUAAAAAUGAAUGUGUGCCAUUUGCAUUUGCCGUUGUUGAGGGUGAGACAUUGGAGGCUUGGUAG
Molecule: messenger RNA, 1356 nt
Organism: Gastrolobium bilobum
Lineage: Eukaryota; Viridiplantae; Streptophyta; Magnoliopsida; Fabales; Fabaceae
Exons: 3
Coding region: 1-1356 (451 amino acids)
Source: RefSeq, a predicted model, not a curated record